AUGGAGUCACUCCUGCUGCCGGUGCUGCUGCUGUUGGCUGUCCUGUGGACUCAGGCGGCCGCCCUCAUUAACCUGAAGUACUCAGUAGAAGAGGAGCAGCGUGCCGGGACGGUGAUCGCCAACGUGGCCAAGGACGCCCGCGAAGCAGGCUUUGCGCUGGACCCACGGCAAGCCUCUGCUUUCCGUGUGGUGUCCAACUCGGCUCCGCACCUGGUGGACAUCAAUCCCAGCUCCGGCCUUUUGGUGACCAAGCAGAAGAUCGACCGCGACCUGCUGUGCCGCCAGAGCCCCAAAUGCAUCAUCUCUCUGGAAGUCAUGUCCAGCUCAAUGGAGAUAUGCGUGAUUAAAGUGGAGAUCAAAGACUUGAAUGACAAUGCGCCCAGCUUCCCUGCAGCACAGAUAGAGCUGGAGAUCUCAGAGGCAGCCAGCCCUGGCACACGCAUCCCUCUGGACAGCGCCUACGACCCGGAUUCUGGCAGUUUCAGUGUGCAGACGUACGAGCUCACACCUAAUGAGCUGUUCGGCCUGGAGAUCAAGACGCGAGGCGAUGGCUCACGCUUUGCUGAACUCGUGGUAGAGAAGAGCCUGGACCGUGAGACACAGUCGCACUACAGCUUUCGAAUCACUGCUCUUGAUGGAGGCGACCCUCCGCACCUGGGCACUGUUGGCCUCAGCAUCAAGGUGACUGACUCCAAUGACAACAACCCAGUAUUUGGCGAGUCCACCUACGCGGUGAGUGUGCCAGAGAACUCGCCUCCAAACACACCCGUCAUCCGCCUCAAUGCCAGCGACCCAGAUGAGGGCACCAAUGGCCAGGUGGUCUACUCCUUCUAUGGCUACGUUAAUGACCGCACUCGUGAGCUCUUCCAGAUUGACCCCCACAGUGGCCUCGUCACGGUCACUGGUGCCCUAGACUAUGAAGAGGGCCAUGUGUAUGAACUGGACGUGCAGGCCAAGGACCUGGGGCCCAACUCUAUCCCAGCACACUGCAAGGUCACUGUCAGUGUUCUGGACACCAACGACAACCCACCGGUCAUCAACCUGCUGUCGGUCAACAGCGAGCUCGUGGAGGUGAGCGAGAGCGCCCCCCCGGGCUACGUGAUUGCAUUGGUGAGGGUGUCUGAUCGAGAUUCUGGCCUCAAUGGGCGUGUGCAGUGCCGUUUGCUGGGCAAUGUGCCCUUUCGGCUGCAAGAGUACGAGAGCUUCUCUACUAUCCUGGUGGACGGACGGCUGGAUCGAGAGCAGCAUGACCAGUACAACCUCACAAUCCAGGCGCGCGAUGGCGGAGUGCCCAUGCUGCAGACUGCCAAGUCCUUUACUGUGCGCAUCACGGAUGAGAACGACAACCACCCGCACUUCUCCAAGCCCUAUUACCAGGUAAUUGUGCAGGAGAACAACACGCCCGGCGCCUAUCUUCUCUCUGUUUCUGCCCGAGAUCCCGAUUUGGGUCUCAAUGGCAGUGUCUCCUACCAGAUAGUGCCAUCGCAAGUAAGGGACAUGCCUGUCUUUACCUACGUCUCUAUCAACCCCAACUCUGGCGACAUCUACGCCUUGCGGUCCUUCAACCACGAGCAGACCAAGGCAUUCGAAUUCAAGGUUCUGGCCAAGGACGGCGGUCUGCCCUCCCUGCAGAGCAACGCCACGGUUCGGGUCAUCAUUCUCGAUGUCAAUGACAAUACCCCAGUCAUCACGGCCCCACCACUGAUCAAUGGCACUGCUGAAGUCUACAUUCCCCGCAACUCCGGCAUAGGCUAUCUGGUGACUGUCCUUAAAGCAGACGACUACGACGAGGGCGAGAACGGCCGGGUCACCUACGACAUGACAGAGGGAGAUCGCGGCUUCUUUGAAAUAGACCAGGCCAACGGGGAGGUCAGAACCACUCGCACCUUCAGCGAGAGCUCUAAGCCUUCCUAUGAACUUAUUGUGGUGGCCCACGAUCACGGCAAGACGUCUCUGUCCGCUUCUGCGCUCAUCCUAAUCUACCUGUCCCCUGCUCUGGACGCUCAGGAGUCAAUGAGUUCAGUGAACUUGUCUCUGAUUUUCAUUAUUGCCCUGGGCUCAAUUGCUGGCAUCCUCUUUAUCACUAUGAUCUUCGUGGCAAUCAAGUGCAAACGAGACAACAAAGAGAUCCGGACCUACAACUGCAGUAAUUGUUUAACCAUCACUUGUCUCCUGGGCUGUUUUAUAAAAGGACAAAACAGCAGGUGUCUGCAUUGCAUCUUGAUUUCUCCCAUUAGCAAGGAGCAAGACAAAAAGGCUGAGGAGAAAGUGAGCCUAAGGGGAAAGAGGAUUGCUGAGUACUCCUAUGGGCAUCAAAAGAAGUCAAGCAAGAAGAAAAAAAUUAGUAAGAAUGACAUCCGCCUGGUACCCCGGGAUGUGGAGGAGACAGACAAGAUGAACGUUGUCAGUUGUUCCUCCCUGACCUCUUCUCUCAACUAUUUCGACUACCACCAGCAGACACUGCCCCUGGGCUGCCGUCGCUCUGAGAGCACUUUCCUGAAUAUAGAGAACCAGAAUACCCGCAAUACCAGCACCAGCCACAUCUAUCACCACUCUUUCAACACACAGGGCCCCCAGCAGCCAGAUCUGAUAAUCAAUGGUGUGCCUCUGCCUGAGACUGAAAACUAUUCUUUUGACUCCAACUAUGUGAACAGCCGAGCCCAUUUAAUCAAAAGCAGCUCCACCUUCAAGGACUUAGAGGGCAACAGUCUGAAGGAUAGUGGACAUGAGGAAAGUGACCAGACUGACAGUGAGCAUGAUGUCCAGCGGAGCCUGUAUUGUGAUACUGCUGUCAAUGAUGUGCUGAACACCAGUGUGACCUCCAUGGGAUCUCAGAUACCUGACCAUGAUCAGAAUGAAGGAUUUCACUGCAGAGAAGAAUGCCGGAUUCUUGGCCACUCUGACAGGUGCUGGAUGCCCCGGAACCCCCUGCCUACCCACUCCAAGUCUCCUGAGAAUGUAGGCAACAUCAUCGCUCUGUCCAUUGAAGCUACUGCUGCUGAUGUUGAGGCUUAUGACGACUGUGGCCCCACAAAGCGGACUUUUGCAACCUUUGGAAAAGAUGUCAGCGACCACCCAGCUGAGGAGAGGCCCACCCUGAAAGGCAGGAAGACUGUUGAUGUGCCCAUGUGCAGCCCUAAAGUCAAUGGUGCUAUCCGAGAAGCAGGCAAUGGCUGUGAGGCUAUUAGCCCUGUCACCUCCCCUCUGCACUUCCAGAGCCCUCUGCCCAUCAAACCUUCUGUGUCUUACACAAUUGCCCUGGCGCCAUCUGCCUGUGAUCUGGAACAGUAUGUUACCAAUGUCAACAAUGGCCCUUCUCGUCCUUCUGAAGCUGAGCCUCGUGGAGCUGACAGCAAGAAAGUAAUGCAUGAAGUCAACCCCAUUCUGAAGGAGGGUCGCAACAAAGAGUCUCCUGGCAUAAAGCGUCUGAAGGACAUCAUUCUCUAA
Messenger RNA from Artibeus jamaicensis (Jamaican fruit-eating bat), 3447 nucleotides. RefSeq names its product protocadherin 19 (gene PCDH19). The record is from RefSeq and is a predicted model, not a curated record. Gene Ontology annotation, cellular component: plasma membrane. NCBI's taxonomy places the organism in Eukaryota, Metazoa, Chordata, Mammalia, Chiroptera, Phyllostomidae. The transcript is spliced from 6 exons. Gene Ontology annotation, molecular function: calcium ion binding. Gene Ontology annotation, biological process: homophilic cell-cell adhesion. The coding region runs from base 1 to 3447 and encodes 1148 amino acids.